AUGUCUAAAAACUCGCCUGUAAUAAGUCACCCGCAUGAAGAACUUAUGAACCUGGAAGAUGCAUCUGACCUAAGUGUAUCUGAAUCCAAAACUCCAAAACCUGAAGUGGAAAAUAAUCUCGAAAGCUUCGCUAAAAAUCUAGAUUUUGUAGGCCCUGACUUCAUUUGGCUAACUAAAAUGACUGAAAAUGAUCACCUUGAAAUUUUUGAAUUCAUUGUUGAUCCUGAAUGGGAAGAUGUUGCAACAGAGAUUACAACAAAUGCUCUUGCAUAUCAUCGUCUAGUCAAAUCUGGAGCUUUUGAAGAUAAGCCGAAAGGAUCGUAUGUGUUAAUCGUUUAUGGAGAAGUAUUAAAAUAUUACGAAAAAGAUGUAUCAUCAGAAGAUUACGAACAGCUUGAGAAAAAAUAUCCAGGGAAGUACUUCGCACCCAUCACUAGAAAGACUUUUUUAUUGCGCAGAUUCUCUGCCAUUGCCUCUGCAACGAGAAAUGAGUGGUAG
Funneliformis mosseae is the source of this 498-nucleotide messenger RNA. NCBI's taxonomy places the organism in Eukaryota, Fungi, Glomeromycota, Glomeromycetes, Glomerales, Glomeraceae. The record is from the annotation of a GenBank genome assembly.